Messenger RNA from Phytophthora sojae, 1173 nucleotides. RefSeq lists its product as hypothetical. The transcript has 4 exons. Gene Ontology annotation, molecular function: protein binding. NCBI's taxonomy places the organism in Eukaryota, Oomycota, Peronosporomycetes, Peronosporales, Peronosporaceae. The record is from RefSeq and is a predicted model, not a curated record. The coding region runs from base 1 to 1173 and encodes 390 amino acids.
AUGGCGAGGUCACAGACGCGCUCUCCGCCCAAGUCGCCUUUGAGCCGAGACUUUGAUGCAUUCAUCAACUCGAAUGUGACGACGGUCAACUCGAGGGAAGGCACGCAGCUCGCCGAGGCUACGCCGCAGCUAGACCUCCCGCAGCGAAUUGAUGCCCCCGAGAGCAUCAAAACCCCAGCUAGAGACUUCCCCCAGACACGAGAGGAGCGCAUUCAAAAGACUGUGUUUUCGCCUCACGCAACUGCACUGCGCAAGCUAAAGACACAAAUUCGCUCGUCGUUUGACAAUGGAGCAGAAGUGGAGGCCAAGCUGAGCUGUUGCUCUUCGCAAAAACUGAAGGAUCGCGGUCGCGCUGUUUCCGCCAAACUCAUCAAAGAGUAUUCCAUGCUGGCGGAGUCGAGCAAACGAGCGGGGCGCCACGAUGCCGAGUGCACUGCCUACUUAUGUCUUGGGAUUCUUCACGACAACGUCGAGGACUACUCCAAGGCCAUUGACUGCUACCUAUUGGUGCUUUCAAUUAGUGAAAGCACAGAGAACAAAUUGUUUAUGGGACUAGCUGCCAACUGCAUUGGCGUCAACUACCAGCUCCUUUCAUCCUCGACGAAAGAUUACAGCUACACAGGCAAGUUCGUCGACCCGCAAAACAAAAGCCUGCAGUAUGCACUUGUGUACCAUCAGAAACACCUCGAGAUCGCCGAUGACGCCGGCAAGUUCGUGGCCCACUUGAAUCUGGGACUUACGUUUGGCUCCCUCGACCGACCAAACGAAGCUGCACACUACUAUCAGGAGGCACUUCGGUUAGCCAUCCAGCUCAACAGCGCGUACGGUCAAAGUCUAGCAGUUGGUAAUCUUGGGCUGCUUGCAAGUCGUCAGAGCGACCUCGACACUGCUGUCGCAUGCAUGAACCAGCACUUACAGCUUAUCCAGUCGGUCAACGAUCGUCCAGCGGAGACCUUCGCGUGGAUUCAGCUUGGACAUCUUGCGAGUCGGCGAGCUGAAUACGAAAAGGCGGAGCGUGCAUUCGACCAAGCCCAUCGGUUAGCGCAGGAACUGGGAGAUGUCGGCACAGUGAAGCAGUGUAGCUGCUACUUAGGAGUUGCCCGAGCGCGUCUGCAAAUGCAGGGAUACGUACGCCAGCUUACAGGCUCGUUGUUACCUCCGACGACCAGUUGA